Messenger RNA from Homarus americanus (American lobster), 668 nucleotides. It is a transcript of the gene temp, whose product is annotated as protein prenyltransferase alpha subunit repeat-containing protein 1-like. Lineage: Eukaryota; Metazoa; Arthropoda; Malacostraca; Decapoda; Nephropidae. The record is from RefSeq and is a predicted model, not a curated record. Gene Ontology annotation, cellular component: cytoplasm.
AAAACAGUUACGUGGUGGUGGCGGUCGGGAGGUUUGGUGCUGUCACAUGAGUGUUCUGGGGAAGUAGUUGUGCUUUAUUGCUUGUCAUGCACAUACUGAUGGUGGCAUAUUAUAACUCUGAAGAUUUACAUAAAAACAAGAUUGAUUUUACAGGUUUGGUUAGUGAUUACAAGAUUGCUGCUCUCAAAACUAUGGAGGAAGCAACAUGUGAGAGAAUCAUGAAGAAAAUGGAUAUGGUCAUAAGCCAAGACUCAUUAUUAUCCUGCUCUGUUGCUUCGUUGGACUCAGUUCUGUUUGCUUAUUGCUCCAGAAGUUGCAACAUUCUGGAAUAUACGGAAAGCACUUUUACGCCAGGGCCAACUGGCAGCAGAUAGUGAUCUGCUUCUUACAAAGCUGAUACUUUCUAGAAAACCUAAAUGCAUGGAAGUUUUCCAGCAUCGUAAAUGGAUGUUUAGUAAUAUUCUAUCAAGAGUUAUGCCUCUGCAAGCAAAUGGAGCCCAUGACUUAGAUGAGGAUAAUAACCAUAAUGAUUCCUCUUGACGCGUCUAAAAGAGCUGCUUUGCUCCUCUCCCCAAAGAACCUGUUCCCCUCCACCUCCAGCCCUGAAAAGAUCAUGUGUAGAGACAGUCAACAGUGAGUGGAGUGCUGUUCUUUUGCGUGAGAGAGAC